CGUCCCUUUCUUGAGCUGUCUUUGCCGGUUAUUUUUAGGUUAAAAUUCUAAAAUAAAUUCAAGAAAGCAGCAGUGAUACAUUUGUCAUGUAGGUUAUUUUAAUGAGAAAACGUGCGCAGAACUUAAUUAAAGAAAUAUUUAAGAUAAUUGCGCACUUAUCCUCCUUGAAACCCCUUUGUCAAGUGGCUCAGUCCCAUUGUAUUCUUUGUUUACCAAGUGUUAUGAAACAGUAAGAGGCACUGUCGCUAAAGCAGCGUCAGGCAAAUUAACAAUGUCGGGAGAUGUACAGCCGAGAAAACGUAAAGAUAAGAAAAGGAAAAAAGAUGAGCUUGGCGUAGAAGAACCUCGUGGUACAGCUGCUACUCUCGGCGAAGGCGAUGUUUUCAUACACACUUACCAUGAUCAUGGUACUGGUGGACAUUGGUGUGCUAAAAUAAUUUUCUUUUCACUCCUGACUGUCUUAGUUACAUUAAUUGGACUUAUUAUAUUGGAAAAUAGGGGCCUUAGUGAAUUGGAAGCUAAUGCUGUUGAGUCCCGAUACUCUGGGGUUUUAGAAGGUUGGAUUGAGGAUGUUCCAGAUGAUGACCACCACGAUGAACAUACUCUAGAAUUAAAACAUCCGGAUGAUGAAGAUUUACAUGAUGAUGAUCAUGACGAUCUGCAUGAUGAUGAUCAUGAAGAUGUAGAAAGUGAUCAUGAAGAGGAAGAUGAUGAACAUGAAAGUGAAGAAGUUGAUCAUACUGAAGAUGAAGAUGCUGAUGAAGUACAAAGUGAUGAUGAACAAGAACAAGAGGAGGAUGAAUCUAUUGCAUAUAGUGCUUACCGAAACAUUUAUGAAAAAAUCAUAAAGAGCAGUAAUAUAGAUAAGGAUGAUGCAAAUGAUGAAUUAGUUGAUGAACAUGUUGAACAAGAUGACGACGAUGCAGAUGAAGAUGAUGUUGAAUAUGAUACUAAAGAAGACGAUGAUGAAAACGAAAGUAAAGAAGAAGAUAAUGGUGAUGAUGAUGACAAUGAAACAAAUGAAGAUGUUGAUGAUGAAAACCAAAUCGACGAAGAAAAUAAUGAUGAUGGAGACAAUGAUGAUGAAAAUGAAGUAAAUAACGAUGAUGACAAUGAAAGUAAUGAAGAAAAUGAUGAAAAUGAAGUGGAGAGUUUUAACAAUGAUGAAGUUGAUGAAGACUCAUGGCAGAAUGAUGAGGUCGAAGAUAACGAAAACGAUGACGAUGAUGACGACGAUGAAAUCGUUGAAAAGAUCGAACGAGAGAUAUCUGAUGAGGAUAUUAUAUCUGGAGAGGUUACCAAUAUGGAUGAAAUAAAGGAAGAUGAUGAUAAUGAUGAUGAUGAUGCAUCAAAAGAAGAACAAGAAGAAACAAAAGAAGAUGCGACAGAAGAUGACGAUGAACCACCAGUCGAACGCAUCACAAUACCGCCAGCGGGCAAGCCAUACACAGAAAUUGAAGAAGAACCUCUUCAAAGCACACCAGAUACCCUUGCCGCAGAGGAAGAAUACGAAAGACAACAAGAGGAAUUAAGGCGGGAACGUGAAGCACAGGCCUCACAAGGCAUGUGGCUGAAGCUGGUGGUGGGCGGCGCACUGCUGGUCGCCACGCACGCGGUCGUGCGACGCGCCACAGCACGGCGUGAUGAACCGGAAAAUGACGAACAAGUAGUUAGGGAAGAUCCACCCGUGAUAGAUAGGCGCAUGACACUUAUUCCACCAGCGACUGAAACGAAACAAAUUAUUCAGCCUGUUCAAGAAGAAAUUGUACAAAAUACCGCACCUGCACCUGUACAAUCUGCACCGGUAUUGAAAAGAGAUUUAGAAGACAAUAAAGUUGAAAUUAAAAAGCAUGUUGAAGAAGAAAUUCAAGAGCAUGAUAAAGAUAAAGACAAUGAAAAAGAGCUUUACAGUGACGAAGAUGAGGAAGAAGAAGAAGAGAUAGACGAAGAAGAAUUGGAAGAGGAGGAGGAAGAGGAAGAACCGGUGAAACAGGAAGUUAUUGCUAAAAAAGUUGAAGUGAAAGAAACUAAGAGUGCCGUUGUAGCAAAAGCACCUCCAGAAGUAGAACCCGAUGAAGAUUCAGAGGAUGUUGAAAUAAUUGACGAGGAACAAAUAGAAGAAGAAUUGGAAGAGGAAGAGGACGAAGUGGAAGAAGAAAUAUCGGAUGUCGAUGACACGGAAUUAUUAAAUCGUCUAGAAGCUAAAUACGGUCGACUGCCGGAACCGGAGAGGCCGGGCAAAAACAAAGGUGGUGGAAACAGUAUAGAAGACGACUGGCCGGGCGAACCUAACGAUCCCUACUGGAGUGAACAACUUGACCUUGCCGAAGAUGAACUUCGACAGGGAGCGUGGUCUGCGUGCGAGCGACGUGUGUCAGCAAAAGAACUACAGAACAGUGCUCGCGGGCAAUGGCUCGCUGCGAGAGCGUUGGACAUGAUGGCUGAAGCAAAAAGGGAUAAUAAAUUACUGUCCCGAGCUAUUGCAGCAUAUCUACAGUUGCUCAAAAUGAAUGAGCGCUUGUCAAAUAAAAGGCUGCUGGAAAUCGCUCAACGGGCCAUCGAUAGAAUACAGUUUAGAGGAACAUAUUUGAAUGCAGAACCAGUUUACCGCUUACUUAUCCGUCGGUUUCCAGAUGAUGUUCACUAUAGAAACAAUUUAACAAUAUGCUUCUUGAUGGCUAACAGAGCCGACCUAGCAGACGAAGUCCUUAAGGAAACUAUUCGAAUUAAGCCAAAUGAUCGUGUAGCUUUAGCUCAUUAUGGUUUCGUUUUAAAAACGCAGUAUAAUAAAUUAGAAGAAGCCAUAGUAUAUUUACGUAAAGCUCUCGAAGGCGAUACAGGGCCGGCGUGCGAACCGCGCUUUUAUUAUCAUUUAGGUGAUGCGCUGUUACUACUACAGAGGUUUGAUGAAGCUCAUGAAGUGCAUAAACGUGGAGCACGCCUUGGCCAUUUCCUCUCUCCAUCUCAAAGAUCUCUUUACAACGUGCCACGACUGAAAGGUCAACCUUGGUGGUCUAUAAAAGAAACGCCAUAUGCCAAAUUAGCACAGGCCUUGGAAAAGUCAUGGCGUGAAAUUUUGAAAGAAGGCCUAGCUCUUAAGACGUUAUACGAAAAAGAAAAAGAAGGCUUAAAAGAACGCGGAGAGUGGUCGCAAUUGGAUAUAUUUGUGAGAGGUCGCGAAAUUCCUGGAAGAUGCAAGAAAGCGCCAGUUACUUGUUCAAUAGUUCAACAAGAUACUGCAGCUGCGGGAUGUAGGAGAGGCCAAAUUAAAUUCAGCUUAAUAGAUCCGGGAACCCAUGUUAGACCUCACGUCGGCCCAACGAAUUGCCGACUUCGUAUGCAUUUAGGCUUGAGUAAUACCAAAGAUACCUUUAUAAGAGUGGAUAAAGAAACCAGGCAAUGGGAAGUGGGUAAAGUAUUCAUAUUCGACGAUAGCUUCGAGCACGAAGUGUGGCACAACGGUACAGCGCCGCGGCUCGUGCUCAUAGUGGACGUGUGGCACCCGGACCUCACGCCCGCCGAACGACGCAGCUUACCCGCGAUAUAAAUUAUUUGUGCUAUUCGAUUCUUAUAAUAGGAAUGUCAAUGACCCAAUGUGUCAAUUUCAAAAAAUGUCAGGUCAAUAUCACUCGAAAAAUAGGUACGAUUUUCUUGGAAACCUUUCCUUUUGCAUUUCCAUCAUCGUUUGUUUUUUAUUGCCUGUCUCAAUAAAGCCCUAUCUUAAUUUGGAUCGUUGAUUAUUAAUUAUUAUUUUGAAGUAAUGAUGACGAAACAAAAUGGCGCAGAAUCGAUCCUGUUCUUGUUUGAAUCGCAUAGUAUUAAGUUUUUUAUUUGUACGUGAUCUGAAAUCUGAAUAAAACUAAAAACUUAAUUUUGAACGUCUCCACACCAUUCUUUGCAUUGUAUGAAAGAUUCCCGAUGUGAGUUGUCAUGUGAUUAAUAAAUAAAAUAAUAAUAAGUUAAAUGAAACAUUUAAUAUAAGUAUGAUUUGACUUCUUUCGAAACUAGAAUAUGUAAGAUUAUUCAUAUGUUUUAAGUCAAUUAAAUUUAAGAGUCAAUUGUUUUAUACCUAUAUGUAUGUUUAAAUUAUAAGGUAAAAUUAAAUUACAACGCAGCACUAUUUUAACUAUAUAACCCUAUUUUGAAUUCAAAUAUCUCAAAAUAAUAUAUUUAAUGAAAUUGAAUUUUCUGUUACAACAAAUGAAAGCAUUUUCAAAGUACAUAACAUAACAUUAUGUUUUAAGAUUUAUGGUUUAUCAAAUAGUUUUUCAACCAAUUUUGUAUUAAGUAUAGGUAUAUUAUGUUUUGUAAAAAUAUAUUUACAAUGCUCAUA
This is a messenger RNA of Colias croceus (clouded yellow), 4333 nucleotides long. RefSeq names its product aspartyl/asparaginyl beta-hydroxylase (gene Asph). Lineage: Eukaryota; Metazoa; Arthropoda; Insecta; Lepidoptera; Pieridae. Bases 272 to 3547 code for a protein of 1091 amino acids. Gene Ontology annotation, biological process: peptidyl-aspartic acid hydroxylation. Gene Ontology annotation, molecular function: peptidyl-aspartic acid 3-dioxygenase activity; protein binding. The record is from RefSeq and is a predicted model, not a curated record. Gene Ontology annotation, cellular component: endoplasmic reticulum. The transcript is spliced from 16 exons.